Molecule: messenger RNA, 504 nt
Organism: Gambusia affinis (western mosquitofish)
Lineage: Eukaryota; Metazoa; Chordata; Actinopteri; Cyprinodontiformes; Poeciliidae
Product: cytochrome c oxidase copper chaperone
Exons: 4
Coding region: 101-307 (68 amino acids)
Biological process (GO): mitochondrial respiratory chain complex IV assembly
Cellular component (GO): mitochondrial intermembrane space
Molecular function (GO): copper chaperone activity; copper ion binding
Source: RefSeq, a predicted model, not a curated record
GUGAGUAAGCAAAGUUAAACACGUGACCUUUCUCCUCACAUGGUAGUUGCUGUUUGAAGGUGAAGUGUCCGCUAGCGCUAGGUUCUGUUACCACUCCAAGAUGUCGUCCCUUUCGGCUGCCAGCGUGGAGACUCCUGCUGUGACUGAUGGCACUGAGCAGGAGAAGAAGCCUCUGAAGCCAUGCUGUGCUUGUCCAGAGACCAAAAAAGUCAGAGAUGCUUGCAUCAUCGAGAAGGGAGAGGAGAACUGCAGAGACCUGAUCGAGGCACAUAAAGAUUGCAUGAGGUCGCUUGGAUUCAAGAUCUAACUCCAUUUUGUGCUCGUGUGUGUGUGUGAUGGUGUGAGUGGAAGACGACCCUGGACAUUCAUUUCUUUAUUUAUACCUCCUCUGGAAGGGAAACGUGAUACAGAAGCACUCGAACUGCUGGAUUUAUGAGUGAAAUAUUUUUUCUAACUCUGUAAACUCUGCUGUGUGAUUAUGAAUAAAAGCCCUAUGCAACGAGA